Orussus abietinus is the source of this 5452-nucleotide messenger RNA. It is a transcript of the gene Karybeta3, whose product is annotated as importin-5. Gene Ontology annotation, biological process: protein import into nucleus. Gene Ontology annotation, molecular function: nuclear import signal receptor activity. The transcript has 14 exons. The record is from RefSeq and is a predicted model, not a curated record. The coding region runs from base 401 to 3697 and encodes 1098 amino acids. Gene Ontology annotation, cellular component: cytoplasm; nucleus. Lineage: Eukaryota; Metazoa; Arthropoda; Insecta; Hymenoptera; Orussidae.
UCGAGAUUCGGAAUUAAAAAAAGAAAAAAAAGGAAAAAAAAGCGCGCGAACCAUCUUGCCCAAACGCGCGGGACACUCGAAACACCAGCGCCACCUGACAACGUAAUCCGAUUCCACUUCCGUGAGUUUACCCAAACCAGUUAAAACAGAAACUUAUUCCAACCCAGAAAUUCCACCGUGCAAAUCAUCGAACGAUAUUAAUUAACAAAAAGCAUUUCUGUAAGUGAAAUUCUGAACGCAAAGGUUCAUGAAGAAAAAUCUUGUAUUUCAGUGGGCGCGUUUGCGCGCGUCAGUUGGCAACGCUUUAGCCUCGAUGAAAUUUUCGGCCUAUUGGAUUGGCAGCAGCAAAUGACGAACGACUCGGCGGAGCGUGCGCACUGAUCUUAUUCGUUCGGCGACAAUGGCGACAGACCAAGACCAGUUUCAACAGCUCUUAAACACACUUCUGAGCACGGAUAACGAUGUCCGGACGCAAGCUGAGGAGGCAUAUAACAAUCUUCCAGUGGAAAGUAAAGUGACAUUUUUACUCAGCUCUAUUUGCAAUGCAACCCUUGCAGAGGAAAUCCGAGCAAUGGCGGCAGUCUUACUGCGCCGCCUUUUCUCCUUGGAAUUCACAGAUUUUUAUCCCAAGAUACCACCAGAAGCACAAAAUCAGCUGAGAGAACAAAUAUUAUUAUGUGUACAAAAUGAACAGACGGAUACCAUCAGGCGGAAAGUCUGUGAAGUUGCUGCAGAAGUCGCAAGAAACCUAAUAGAUGAAGAUGGCAACAAUCAGUGGCCGGAGUUUCUUCAGUUCCUAUUUCAGUGUGCAAAUGGCACGAUACCAGCACUUAGAGAGAGCGCUCUUCGUAUGUUUAUAUCCGUCCCAGGAGUUUUCGGAAACCAGCAGGCACAUUACCUGGAUCUUAUAAAACAAAUGUUGCAGCAAUCACUCUUGGAUAACGCAAAUUAUGAAGUCAGAUUCCAAGCUGUGAGAGCGAUCGGUGCAUUCAUAGCGCUACACGAAAAGGAAACAAACAUUCAGAAGCAUUUCACUGAGCUGCUGCCAGCGGUUAUCCAAGUAACUGCACAAUCGGUCGAGAAGCAAGACGACGAAGCCCUGUUGAAGGUCCUGAUAGACUUGGCUGGAUCCACACCGAAAUUCUUGAGACCUCAACUGGAAAAUAUAAUGGAGAUGUGUAUAAAGAUUUUCUCUAAUGAAGAAAUGGGCGACUCCUGGAGACAGUUGGCUUUAGAAGUCCUCGUAACGUUAGCUGAAACUGCUCCGGCGAUGAUGCGCAAGGUCGGUGGAAAAUAUGUUAUAACACUGAUACCGGUUCUUUUGAAAACGAUGACAAACAUUGAAGAAGACGAAGAAUGGAGCUUCUCUGACAAACUCUUUGAAGAAAACAGCGAUAGCAACACUGUAGCUGCGGAAAGUGCCCUGGAUCGGCUGGCAUGUGGCCUGGGAGGAAAAACUAUAUUGCCACAAAUAAUACAGAAUAUUCCUUCAAUGCUGAGCAACAGCGAUUGGAAGUACAGAUACGCUGCUCUUAUGGCUAUUUCUGCGGUUGGUGAAGGAUGUCACAAACAGAUGGAACUUAUAUUGCCAGAACUCCUGGAAGGCGUAAUGCAGUAUUUACAAGAUCCCCACCCACGAGUAAGGUACGCUGCUUGCAACGCCAUCGGACAAAUGUCUUCUGAUUUUGGACCGUCCUUCGAGAGGAAGUUCCACGACAAAGUCAUUCCCGGACUUCUGAUGGUCCUCGAUGACAACGCGAAUCCCAGGGUGCAAGCUCACGCCGGUGCUGCGCUCAUCAAUUUUAGCGAGGAUUGCCCAAAAAGUACUUUAAUUUCUUAUCUCGACGCUAUAAUGGCUAAGCUCGAGCCAAUCCUUACUGCAAAGUUUCAAGAACUCGUCGAGAAGGGAACGAAAUUAGUCCUGGAGCAGGUCGUCACGACCAUCGCUUCUGUUGCUGACACGUGCGAGGAACAGUUCGUAGCCUACUAUGAUAGAUUAAUGCCUUGCCUUAAGUAUAUACUACAGAAUGCCAAUCAGGAAGAACACAAGAUGCUACGUGGCAAGACGAUCGAAUGCGUCAGUCUUAUUGGCAUGGCUGUUGGUCGGGAAAAGUUUAUCGUGGAUGCCAAUGAAGUCAUGGACUUGUUGCUGAAGACGCACACGGAAGGAGAUCUUUCGGACGAUGAUCCUCAGACGAGCUAUCUCAUUUCCGCUUGGGCCCGGAUGUGCAGAAUACUUGGCAAACAAUUCGAGCAAUAUUUACCCUUGGUGAUGGGUACGGUUCUACGUACAGCGUCGAUAAAGCCCGAAGUAGCGUUGCUGGAUAACGAGGAUAUGGAAGGUGUCGAGAGAGAUCUUGACUGGCAAUUCGUAUCUCUGGGAGAGCAACAAAAUUUCGGAAUCAAAACUGCCGGGUUGGAAGACAAGGCAUCGGCAUGUGAAAUGUUGGUGUGCUAUGCGCGCGAGCUGAAAGAAGGCUUUGCGGAUUAUGCCGAAGAAGUCGUGCGACUCAUGGUCCCGAUGUUGAAGUUCUACUUCCACGACAGAGUCAGAAUCGCGGCAGCAGAGAGCUUGCCGUGUCUUUUAAAUUGUGCGAAAAUAAAAGGGACGCAAUACCUUGAGGGAAUGUGGGCAUACAUAUGUCCAGAAUUACUCAAGGCAAUCGGCACGGAACCAGAAUCCGAGGUGCUUCUGAAACUUCUUUACUCAUUGGCCAAGUGCAUCGAAACCUUAGGAGCCGGGUGCAUGAAUGCACAAUACAUGGAGGAGCUAAUCCACAUACUCGACAAGCUGCUCAACGAACACUUCGACAGGGCUGCUGCCAGGUUGGAGAAGCGUAAAGACGAGGACUACGACGAAGUCGUCGAGGAAGAACUAGCGGACGAGAACGAUGAAGACAUUUACACCUUGAGCAAGAUCGCGGACAUCAUGAACGCACUUCUCAAGACUCACAAGUCUGCGUUUUUCCCUUACUUCGACCAGAUCUGUGGUCACUUUGUAAAGCUCCUGGCCCCGGAGAGAUCCUGGAGCGAUCGUCAGUGGGCUCUGUGCGUCUUCGACGACGUGAUCGAGCAUGGCGGUCCAGAGUGCGCCAAGUAUCAGGACUUCUUUUUAAAUCGAAUGAUUCAGUAUGUGUCAGACAAGUCUGCCGAAGUCAGGCAGGCUGCCGCUUACGGUUGCGGGGUACUCGGACAAUUCGGAGGAGAAGGAUUCGCGCAAGCCUGUGCAGAAGCGUUGCCGCGUUUAAUGCAGGUGAUAAGCGAUCCAGAAUCUAGAAGCCCAGUGAAUGUUAAUUCGACGGAGAACGCGAUAUCCGCCGUUACGAAAAUUCUACAAUACAACAACAAGGCUCUCGACAUCGACAAAAUUCUUCCACAUUGGUUGUCUUGGCUACCAGUCGUGGAGGACGAAGAAGAGGCUCCUCACGUUUAUGGAUACCUGUGUGACUUAAUAGAGGCGAACCACCCCUUAGUUUUAGGACCAAACAACGUAAACCUACCGCGUUUAAUAAGCUUUUUUGCCGACGCUCUCUCCAAGGAGGCAAUACCUACGGACAACCCGGUUAUGCCAAGGAUUCUUAACAUCGUCAGGCAAAUUCAGAACAACAAGCCGCUAUUCCAAGCGUGUAUAAGCGCGUUAACGACAGAGCAGCAACAAGCACUUCAUAAAGCGCUCAGUGCUCAAACCGUCAAUUAGCCCAGUGCUCACACGACUUAACAUUCUAAUAUCCUAGUUCGAAAGAAAGAAAAGAAAAGAAAAAAAAACAGAUAAAUCAUACAAGAACUACACCGAAAGCCCUGCUCGUGAAAUCCACACCGAGAGAUCUAGGCAGCUACUACGGAAAGCCGCGAAUACGAGAGAAAUCGCAGUAAAUUAGGUAACCUUAGUGAUUACCUAGACAUUUUCGAGCCAGCCUAACACGUAAUGUACAAUCAAUUUUUUUUUUUUUUUUUUUUUUUCAUUUUCGGCCGUUUAUCUAAUUUAUACCGUUACGUCCGUAUCGGUCAGGCAGAACUUGAAGCAAUUGUUUAUCUCUAGACCACUUACGGCCCAGCGAUAAUCAGUGAUUUCUCGCUCCCUAACGUAUAGGUUUGUUGGUCGUAAUCGUCACAUUUUUUUUUUAACCGACGCGAUAGUUAAAAGAUACAGCUUCUCAAUCUUCCGCCGCAGAUGCACGUAUCUACGCAUACUUUCGAAUGUUUAUUAUAUCAUUAUAAGUCAAGCUGUUGAACUGCUGGAUAAAUCGCAUGCAUUUCAUUAUAUUUUAUAUAUUGUGGAGACACAAAGGCCCGGUGACGCCCGGUACAUCGCUCGUUUUUAUUCUCCCCAAUGACGCAAAGAGGAUGUAACGCCAUUUCAUUAACGUCACUUCAUUUGAAGAAGCAGCGUGACCUAGAGUCUUACAAGGUAGAAUAAUGACUUGAAAGUAUGCAUGUGCGGUGCGCCUGUAGCUGAAACGAGAGGCGCCCGUUGAGAGCGGUUUUUUAAUGUUUUUUUCCCCCCUUUUUGUUAAACCCUUAUAAGACGAUAAAAAAAGUGGCGGUUGUUGCGGCAACGGCCCUGUAGAUGGCUGCGAUAGGUCACCCCGCUCGUUGAAGAUUCACCGCGCGAAAUUGGGUCGUCGAAACGCCGGAGAUCGCGUCCUCAUAUAUAUAUAUAUUAGAUUCCUCGAAAAGGGCUCGCACUGACGAAAAUUUAGGAUACAUUUUUUUUAAGCUUUCACCCAACGGAACAUCCCGACGAGGAGAGGCGGGUUAAGGACAAACCGCGUGACUUUCGGGAGACGAUUUUGAGGGGCUCUGCGCCGGCAUUCCUGGAGGCAUCCUCGUCGGUUUCUCGACCUCGCGUGUUACGUAGGAUUGUAUAAUGGGGAAAUUCACGCGAAGCUGGAAGAACGUACAUGCAUAUAAAUAUAUAGGCAUUUUUUUUUAUUAUUUUGGUUUCUCUAAUUAACGCCCCGCCGAGAGCGGUGUGUUCGCUCUUUCGAACGAACUUCUCCCGGGAUAGAGACCGUUGUUCGCCGUUGAAAGCCGAACGAAAUGUCGAUCGAAAGACCAAGAGGUUGGACGGAAGAGAGAAGAGACAAAAAUGGGGGAUACACACAAAAGAAAAGAAAGAGAAAAUGAAAAAGAAGAAAAAAAAGAGAAAAACCCAGCUCUCAAUUGAAGUUCAUAUUUUUAUAUUUAUUACGACGAUUUUGCGAUGCGACUAUACACUUAUGCGAUGGACUUUCAUCGCUGCGAUCUCGUUAUUUCCGACGACGAGCCUCGACUCUUUUACCACCGUAGUCUCUCGACGGAACCGACUGUGUAAGGUCUCUUUAGAUGGAAGCCAAAAUGCGCGGACAGGCCAGAGCCAGCCCACUUGCUAUCGGUCGACGGCAUGACAUUGUGAUUUAGAUAUUUUUUAUUCAUAAAUUUAGGUUCAAUAAAUGUUAUUUAAUGGUAAUAA